UCGAAGAGCGGGCAGGCAGGGUGGGAAGGGGAGGGACGGCAAAAUCCGGGCGCUCCUGACGGUGUACGUGGAGCGAGGAGAGCGCACGUUUCCUCAACCAGAGCUCAAGCCCUUGCAAAGCAUCUGGGAGCUGGGCCGGCUGCCCACAGACAUUCUGCACCUCUGAGUCACGCUGCAGCCUGCUGCACCCUGCAUGGCGCAGCCCUGCGCAGCCCCCUCCCCCAGCCCACCCCCCCGGGGACGGCCACCCCCCAGGCCCCGAGGCUGGGAGGAACGUGGCCGCCUGCAUCCAGGCUUGCCUGGGUGCUGGGUGCAGGGAACCCCCCCUCUUUCCCCUCUCCUCCCCGGGGAAAUGAGGUUCAGCUCCCUACGGAGCAUCGCCGCCGGCAUCCCUUGCUUUGCAGCCCACUCCUCACGGUGUGUCCCCCCGCUGCUGUUACUGGGGGGGGUCACCAUCGCUUGGGAGGGGCAAAUUCCCCCCUUCGGCAGUACCUGGGGAGCACAGUUAAGCUCCCCCAUGGGAAGGUGAAGGGGGGUAAGGGUGGCAUUUUUGUGCCAGUCUGGCACAUGCAAGGUCAGGAGGGACCAGGCAGCAGGGGGCUGUCGGGUGUUGGGUCAUGUCCUUCGCCAGCGGUGCCGGUAUCGGCUCCCCCGAGGCUCGGCGCUGCUGGUCGAAGCCUGCCACGGUUCUUAAAUAAGUCAGUCUUCUGGCAGUUUAGGAGCAACCAAAGUGGGAAUUGCGGGUUUGGGGCUCUGGGUGUUGCGUUUCAGGCGAGAGCAGCGGACUCUGCUCAGGCGGCCACAACGUGCCGGUUUGUCCAAGCCCUGUUAGCGGCUCGGGAAGAUGACUUUUGGCAGAGCCGAUGGCCGGGGCGGGUCACAGCAGGGCGAGGACCGCUGCGGUCUGGACAUCUGUCUGCUAAGCCCCGGUGAUGCUGCCAUGGGGGAACCUGAGCUGAGCCGGCACCGCAGCUGUGCCGGGGAGUAUCGUCUCGGGUGCGAAACCCAAAAUGAACAUCCAGGCGGUUUUUGGUCGUUGAAGAGCUGAAGGCAGGCACUUUCCCCCAAAGCCUUGGUGUCCCACCCUGAUGCUGGGAGUGUUAUACACUGCUCCACCUAAGCCUCGGGUUGAAGAUGUCUCUUUUAGAAGAGCUUUAGGCUCCUGCGAGUUAAAGUCUCUCCUAAAAAAAUAGGAGCUAUUUUUCCUAACUUAGAGGGGGGGAUUACUGGCUGCCUUUCGCUGCCACUCACUGGAGCCGGAGCGUGAUUUUGAUUUACAAACGGUUUAAUCCGAGGAAUGCAACGAAAUGGGGAAUGCCAAAGCGAGCGCGUUGCAUGCUGCUGCAAACCCCCGGAGAAACCCAGCGCUCAAAGUUGCAGAAUAUUUGCUGCCGUCAGACACUGCCGGGCCAGGGCACCGCGGGGGUCCCUGCGGGCUCGGCCCCUGCCCACCGCGGCUCUGGGGCACCUCGGUGCGACUCGGUGCCUACACUUGGGCGCAGGCAGGUCGGGGGCGAUGGAGAAGGGUGCGUGGGAAGCCAACACCCCAGGAGGGUUUUUUUUCUGGGGCGGCCACACAUCCCAUUUUAUCCAAGACCUGUUUUCCAUUUCUCCUUUCUGCCCUUCUCCCACCCCUCCUGCUUCCAGCCCGUUCUUCCCGCUCAGCUCCAGUUAUUUUAAGUUCCUUUCCCAGCACAAGUCAAAGACGCAGCGUUUCACCCAAGCACCCGGUUAAACUGCCUCCGUGGUCUGAGCCCAGCUCAGUCUGGCAGAGCCGGGCGCUGGGUCCGUGCACUUGUGCUUUUUUAACCUCCAUCUAUUUUUUUUUUUUUGCCGGUGAGGGCGGGUGCAGGACAGAGACCGUCUGUGCCCCCUCCACCCUGUCAGUCUCCCCGUACCCCACGGCCACCCCACGCAGAAAGCAGCUCCUGUUCCCCGGCGGCUGGAGGUGCCUUUGCCCUCAAGCCUCUCGCCUGAAUCAUCCCUUGUUUACUGCCGCGGGAGAGGAAAAUCAAAGUUUGGCCAAAGCACCAUCAGGCGGGACUUUAUUUGUGGCUUCGAUUGGCGUUGCUGUGGCGGGGCGGGGGGGGGAUGGAUGCUUGAACCCCCCUCCCUUGUGCUGGGUUCCCAGUCCUCUCCCCCACCGCAGAAGGACGGCAGCGUGGGGACGCGGCGCCGGGCAGGAGCGAAGGGCUGAGCCGUGGCGCUGGCUCCGGCAGCAUCCCGGCGGGACGCGGGGCCGCCGGCCUCUCUCACGGCUGCAGCGUGCGAGGGCUGGAGGGAGGUGCAGACAGAGCAGAUAGUUAUUUUCCUCCUCCUGCAGAGAAGUUCAGCCAGAGGCUGGGGAGACCUUUAAUUAAGUGGCCAAUUCACACAGUCCUGGGGAGAUGAGCAGUCCAGCUCUCCGGUGGUGCUUCGUCGUCUCUGGCUUUACCGAAGGCGACGGGGACAGCCAGGAGCUCCGUCUGGCAGCGCCAUGGCUAGGGCUCCUGGGACGGUGGCUUGGCCACGGGGGUGGCUCUCAGCUGGAAGCAGCCACAGGCUCUUCUCUUCCCCCCUCGGCACGAGGCGAGCGUGCCUCGCCGUGCCUCUGCGCCCACUCCGGUCGGCCUCGGUGGUUUCAUCCCUCCUGCCUGUGCUGGCAGCGCCGGGACCCCGGGAGACCCCAGAGUUUUGGCAGUUGCAGCACAUCCUUCAUGACGAGUCUUUAUUUGUUGCUCUUUUUUUCAUCCCGUCCUCUCUCUGGAGCCUCUAUCUCCUUCCCUCCAGCCAUCUCUUCUUCUACAACUCCUUUUCCAUCUCCACCCUCUCGGACCAUGCAUCUGUUAGCAUCACUGCUUCCCAGCCAUGAGGCCACCCCGUCUCCAGCUGGGGACCAGGUUCCCGUGCGGUGGCAAGGGACCGGGCACGUGUUUGUCCCCUGGCAGAGCGCUGCAGGGAGGGCUCGGAGUGGGUAACGUGCUGUUCUCCCC
Aquila chrysaetos chrysaetos is the source of this 2972-nucleotide messenger RNA. RefSeq lists its product as uncharacterized. Bases 1308 to 2303 code for a protein of 331 amino acids. The transcript has 2 exons. Lineage: Eukaryota; Metazoa; Chordata; Aves; Accipitriformes; Accipitridae. The record is from RefSeq and is a predicted model, not a curated record.